Molecule: messenger RNA, 789 nt
Organism: Arctia plantaginis
Lineage: Eukaryota; Metazoa; Arthropoda; Insecta; Lepidoptera; Erebidae
Source: the annotation of a GenBank genome assembly
AUGUCAAAAUCUGGUUCUCGAUAUGGGAGAAGAUCAAACUGGUUCAAGAUCCAUUGUCUGCUCCAAGAACAGCAGCAGCAACAUAUACAUCAUUUACAAUCGAGUAAAUCACCGCCUAAUUUUAAUUCAUCACUGAAUCCGUCUUUUCUGCCUACUAAUUUAUUACCUGCCGCAGCUCUAGCAGAAUAUUAUAAGAACUCAGAAAAAAGUCCAUUUACCGAAGAAAUGACAAGACAAAGUGUGUCCCCGUCUGAUUCCGGCGCUUCAUCAGCUGAUCCUGAAGAUGACAAUAGUUCCAGGAGUACUAGCGGUCUUAGUAUCUUCAGGCCUGCUUCAUCUCCGUGCAGCGAUAAAGACGUACGGUUACAAGCCAUUAGAAAUCAUAGCAAAGAUAAGAGACGAAAGCCAAACUUGCCACCCUCACCUUUUAGAAACGUCUCAGCUCCAUCAAGCUUUUCUCCAAGAAGUGGACCAUUUCUACCUACUCCAAUUCAAACUAUGAGAGCAGCACCACCUGGAAUUGCUUCGUGGCAGACUCGCAAUGGAGGUGACUUACUCUUGCAUUCACCUGCAGUAGCAGGAGUGGCCGUAGACCAAGACCAACCUAUAGAUCUAUCUAUAAAAUCUACCGCUAUGAUAUUUAGAAGCCCGAAGAAUGAUGAAGUCAGUGACUCAGAACCAGAAUUAAGCAUUGAUUUGAGCGAAGAGAAUAGUAAAGAGCUUAUGAAGAAUCCUUUAGACCUUUCACUUGUUCCAAAACGAACUGAGGAAGUCCCUAUGACAGGUUGA